AUGGCUGCCAAUGCCUUGCAGCCGUCUUCUAGUGCUUUGCAGCCGCCUUCAAUUGCUGGAAUUGCAGAACAACCGCCACAUGACCCCAGGACCUCCAUAGCCUUGCAGUCGCCAGCGCCGAUUACCGGAGCUACUCUGCCUCGCUGUCAUGUCGUUGGAGCACAGCAGCAGCCACACCACUUAACUACCGGACUAGCUGCACAGCCUCACGGCUACUCUGACGUCGUCCCGGUCUUGGAGUAG
Messenger RNA from Prunus armeniaca (apricot), 243 nucleotides. Lineage: Eukaryota; Viridiplantae; Streptophyta; Magnoliopsida; Rosales; Rosaceae. The record is from the annotation of a GenBank genome assembly.